Molecule: messenger RNA, 2292 nt
Organism: Aspergillus welwitschiae
Lineage: Eukaryota; Fungi; Ascomycota; Eurotiomycetes; Eurotiales; Aspergillaceae
Gene: sit2
Product: putative siderochrome-iron transporter
Exons: 3
Biological process (GO): transmembrane transport
Molecular function (GO): transmembrane transporter activity
Source: RefSeq, a predicted model, not a curated record
GUUUAAGGGAUCGGCUCCCCCGCCGUUCGUUCAUUUCUUGACUUAGUUCACUUGUCUGCUUUGCACCGCGUCUCGUGCGGGAAGUGGAAAAUUAUCUCUUUUUGGGUGUCUUGUUGGUUAGAUACAAAUACGUCUGACUGUGUCUGUGUCUGAUGGUUUCUGGGCAUCCCUGGAUUUGAUUUCCAUCCCUUCUUUCCUUCUAUUCUGCGUGGCGAUUGGGCUUACUAGGGGUCAUAUACGACUCUUAAUCUUAAGAAGCAUAAGGCUUCUUCUUCCUCUUCUUCGUAACCAUGCGCUUCACCAAGGAGGAAAAGACGACCACUGAGACCAACCAGGAGGUCUCUUAUUCCGACGAGUCCCAAAGCAAAGAAGUCACCUCUGGCCAUGGCGAUGGCAUCUUUUCCAGCUCAGACCAGUCGCAACUGAGUCUGGAAGCGCAAAACGAAAAAGAAGUGGAAACUCACCCUGACGAGGUCACCAAGGAUGCCCAGCUAGGUGUGCAGAAAGCUGAAGCGGCGGCCCUAGUCUGGAGCAAGCAGGCCGUAUAUGCUACUUAUGCUUGGAUCUGGGUGUGCUUCUUCCUUCUGGCCCUCAACAACUCCAUCAGCGGCACCGUCAUCAACCGCGCCUACGCCGACUUCAAAGCCGCCCCCCAAGUCAGCACAGCCAGCAUUCUCUACAGCAUCAUCGGUGGCGUGUUGAAGCUGCCGAUCGCGAAGACGUUGAACAUCUGGGGCCGUGCCGAGGGUCUAGUCGUGUGGGUGGUCAUCUACACCAUUGGAUUGAUUGUGCUGGCCGCGUGCGACGGACCGAAUUCCUAUGCCGCGGGCUAUGUCCUCUUCUAUGUGGGCUAUUCGGGUAUUUAUCUCGUGCUGGACGUUUAUAUUGCCGACACCUCGGGCUUGCAGAACCGGGCGUUUACGUUUGCGUUUGCUAGCACCCCGUUCAUCUGCACGGCGUUUACGGGGCCAUUGGCGGGUGAGUCGUUCCUCAAGGUGGCGACGUGGCGCUGGGCGUAUGGGGUGUUUGCUAUCGUUAUGCCGGUGGUGUUUGCGCCGUUGGUGGUGCUGUUGAAGUAUUAUCAGCGCAAGGCGGAGAGUAUGGGGUUGCUGAAGAAGGAGGAGAGUGGAAGGACGACGAUGCAGUCAAUUGUUCACUAUAUUCAUGAGUUUGAUUUAAUCGGCGCCUGUCUGCUCAUGGCCGCAUGGGUCCUGCUCCUUCUUCCCUUCAGUCUGCAACAGUACGGACGCGCGCAAUACAAGAGCGCCAAAUUCAUCGCCAUGGUCGUCAUUGGCUUCAUCUUGCUGUUUGUCUUUGCCGCGUGGGAGAAAUGGUUCACGCGGAAGCACUUUGUGCGGUACGAGCUGCUGCGACAGCGCACUGUGCUGGGAGCGUGCAUCAUGUCCGCGGUGUCCUAUUUCAGCUUCUACUGCUGGGACCUGUACUUCUAUGACUUUUGCAUCGUGGUGUUCAAUCUCAGCGUGUCAAUGACCGGCUACAUGACGCAGAUCUACAACGUGGGAUCAUGUUUCUGGGGCGUGGUCUUUGGCAUUUGGAUCCGCUACACCAAACACUUCAAGUACACUUGCUUGUGCUUCGGCCUGCCGCUGCUCUGUCUGGGCGCGGGUCUGAUGAUCCACUUCCGCGGCGAAGCCAGCAACGACAUCAACUACGUGAUCAUGUCGCAGAUCUUCAUUGCCUUUGGCGGCGGCACGAUCGUCAUUGGUGAUGAUAUGGCGGUGAUGGCUGCUGCGGAUCGCGAAGGUGUGCCUAUGAUGCUGUCGCUGUUGGGGCUGUUUUCGAGUCUGGGCGGCGCUAUUGGGUAUGCUGUUGCUGCGGCGGUGUAUACCAAUAUCUUUCCGCAGGCGUUGGAGAAUCGUCUUCCUGCGGAUUUGAAGGCGAAUGCGACGGAUAUCUAUCUGGGUGGGUAUACUGCACAGAUGGAGUAUCCAGUGGGAUCACCGACCAGGAAUGCGGUGGAUUAUGCUUGGGGAAGAAGUCAGAUGUAUGGGUCUGUUGCUGGGACGGCGAUUCUGGUGCUGGGAUUCCCGGCGAUUGCGGUUUGGAAGAAUUAUCGGGUUGAUAGGAAGCAGAACAAGGGUACGAUGAUUUAGUGGUGCUGAUAUAUCUGUGGGUGGGUAUUUGUGAGAGGAAUUUUGGGUGUUUUACUUUCCUACAAUUUCAUUAUUUUAACUUCAAUAAUAUCCUGUAUUAAUACUCAAGGUUCAAUCCUUUAUCCUCUGUCUGCAUCUAUCCCUGCGAUCCCUGCAUAACCCCGCUUGAAGUGCCUUA